AUGAGUCAAUCACGACUUGCCUCUUGUAUUCCUCUACCUAUUGAGAAUAAACUUUUGACCAAUGUUGUUGAAAAAGCGAAGGACUGGGCUCUAAUGCAUGGUGUGGGCAUGCGUGAUAAGGUCCAUUUUUCCAAGGAUUCUAUACAGAUAGCUCCAUUUGUGUUAUUGCCGUCACCUUUUCCAAGGACAGAGUUUACAAAAGCAGUGGAUCUCCAGCCAGUGCUAAAUGAACUGAUGCAUAAGGUGGCGCAUGAUGACGAAUUCCUUGAGAAAACUCUUCAAAAUGCACUCCAAGUUGAUGACUUCACAGCCAAGUUAUAUGACAUAUGGGUUAAAGUUCGGGAGGAGGGGAUAACACAGGCACUGAGUCUGGGUCUCUUCCGCUCGGACUAUCUCAUGCAACAACCUGACAGCAAUCGAAUAAAACAAGUGGAAUUUAAUACUGUGGCUGCGAGUUUUGGCGCCAUCACAUCAAAUCUACCCACCAUGUAUCGUUACGUCAUGAGACAGCUGGGUCAUGGUGAACUUAUUAAGAACAUGCCAGAAAACAAAGCAUUAUCCGGUUUAUGCUCUGGUAUAAUCGAAGCGUACGAUUUGUUCGCUGUGCCUUCGGCUGUCGUUCUCUUCGUAGUGGAAGAAGUCUCAUACAACAUUUGCGAUCAACGCUUCCACGAGUUUGAAAUAUCGGAGAAGCGGCCGGAUAUUAUGAUUUAUAGAAAAACUUUGAACGAAAUAUUUGAAGAGGCAGAGUUGAAUGAUAAGAAGCAACUUAUUAUUGAAGGACAGCCAGUGGCAGUAGUGUACUACCGGUCUGGAUAUGAGCCGGCGCAGUAUCCGUCGCAAAAAGAGUGGGACGCCAGGCUUAGAGUCGAGAGGUCUUCAGCCAUAAAAUGUCCAUCGAUCCACUACCAGUUGGCCGGCACGAAGAAGGUGCAACAGGCCCUCGCAGCGCCAGGCGCGCUCGAAAAAUUCAUGUCUGAGAGCGAAGUGAGUUCCAGAGUGAGGGAUAUCUUCACUGGGCUGUACUCGCUCGAUUUUGACGAAAACGGCGAGAGAGCGGUGGAGAUGGCUAUCGCUGAUGCUGAGAGAUUCGUAUUAAAACCUCAACGUGAAGGCGGUGGCAACAAUUUGUACGGCGCUGACGUUAAAGAAGCACUGAUAAGGAUGAGACACAGCCGCGAACGAGCCGCUUAUAUCCUCAUGGAGAGGAUCUUACCACCCUUGAUAUCCGGGUACGUAGUGCGUGCGGGCGGUAGUAUGCCCCCAACUUUAUGCGAUCUCGUAUCGGAGCUAGGCAUUUUCGGUGUUAUUAUUGGUACCAAAGAAAAAAUCCACAGCAAUCGUCAAGUGGGACACAUGUUACGUACCAAAUUGGCGGACGCGAACGAGGGAGGCGUGGCCGCUGGCCUCGGGGCCUUAGAUUCGCCAUAUUUACUCGAUUUAUAA
This is a messenger RNA of Leptosia nina, 1446 nucleotides long. NCBI's taxonomy places the organism in Eukaryota, Metazoa, Arthropoda, Insecta, Lepidoptera, Pieridae. The record is from the annotation of a GenBank genome assembly.